GGCUAUUAGAGGGGUUCGAAUCAAGUUGAUUCGAAUUAGGUGAAAUUGGAGUUGCAUAGUAAUUCGAAUCAAGUUGAUUCGAAUUACAAGGGAUUCGGCUAUAAAAGGAGUUCGAGCCAACUUCAUUCGAAUCACUUUCUCAUUCUCCAACCCCACCAAAUCCCAGAGAAAAAGACCAACGUUCAGUACGAGUGCGACCAGAGCGGCUGUUUCUGUCGAUGGGGGACGAUCCGGGAAGGCUUUAUCGUUUGGAUGGAGUAGCUCAUAUCGCCGGUGUGAUCAACGACGAGCCUCGUCGUUGCAUAUCCAGUGUUAGGCGGCAACAGGGGAUGCGUCUUGAUGAGAGGUAUGUCCCGUACUUGCAGAUGGCGGGACUUUACCAUCUUGCGAGACUGAACGACAGAUGGUUCCGACUAGACGAGCCCCUAGUCAGCGCAUUCGUCGAGAGGUGGCGGCCUGAGACGCAUACCUUCCACAUGCCGUUCGGAGAGUGCACUAUCACGCUUCAGGACGUCGCAUACCAGCUGGGGUUGCCAGUCGACGGAGACUAUGUUAGUGGUUGCCUUACGGACUUCCACCUUUACAUUGAGGGUGGGAGACCUGCUUGGCAGUGUUUCCAUGAGUUGCUCGGUGUUUUACCUCCGGAGAACCAGGUGCAGAAAUUCGCAGUCAACUGCACCUGGUUUCAGGAGACAUUCGCAGAGUGUCCAGAUGGGGCAGAUGAAGAGACAGUUAGGCGAUUUGCCCGGGCCUACAUCAUGAUGUUAUUGGAUGGCUACCAUAUGUUGCUCGGCUUGAGGAGAUGGGUCGCUACAGUUGGGCGUCGGCGGCACUAG
Molecule: messenger RNA, 836 nt
Organism: Arachis stenosperma
Lineage: Eukaryota; Viridiplantae; Streptophyta; Magnoliopsida; Fabales; Fabaceae
Product: protein MAIN-LIKE 1-like
Exons: 3
Coding region: 219-836 (205 amino acids)
Biological process (GO): meristem maintenance; meristem development
Source: RefSeq, a predicted model, not a curated record